Molecule: messenger RNA, 1323 nt
Organism: Solanum stenotomum
Lineage: Eukaryota; Viridiplantae; Streptophyta; Magnoliopsida; Solanales; Solanaceae
Exons: 13
Coding region: 99-1304 (401 amino acids)
Source: RefSeq, a predicted model, not a curated record
GGUUGUACUUAUACAUGAAGAACUUUGGACGAAGGUUCGUUGAAUUCUUGUGAUCAUACCAAGUUUGUGAUGUUGUUAGUUUGUCUAACUCUUGAAGCAUGUUCUGCGGUUCCAGUUCUUUAAAGUCAGCUGAAACUAUGAGGCUUAUCUUCUCCGUAGCUUGUGGAGUAAUGUUUGGUGUAUUCCUUGGAAUUUCAUUUUCUACUAGCUCAUUAACAAAGCUAAAUAUAACAGCUAGUAUUGUAAGCAACUUCCCAAUUGCUAGAGACAGAAAUAAUAUUGUUUCAUCUCAAAAUCAUAUGGAUUCUUCGAUCAAAAUUCAGAAUGCUACAGAGCAAUUGAAGAUUUGGGUCCCUUCAAACCCAAAAGGAGCAGAAAGAUUACCUCCAGGGCUCGUUGCUUCUGAGUCCGACUACUAUCUUCGAAGAUUGUGGGGAAACCCCAGUGAGGAUCUACCUAGUAAGCCAAAAUGUCUGGUAACAUUUACUGUUGGUGUUAAGCAGAAGCAUAACAUUGAUGCUGCUGUAAAGAAGUUCUCAGAUGACUUCACGAUUCUUCUUUUUCACUAUGAUGGCAAGACAACUGAAUGGGAUGAAUUUGAGUGGUCAAAACGAGCCAUCCACGUGAGUGCUCUUAAACAAACAAAAUGGUGGUACGCGAAAAGGUUUCUGCAUCCAGACAUAGUUGCCCCAUAUGAUUAUAUUUUUAUCUGGGAUGAAGACCUAGGAGUUGAGCAUUUUGAUGCCAACGAGUACAUUAAACUUGUCAAGAAGCAUGGUUUGGAAAUUUCACAGCCAGGUUUGGAUCCCAGAAAAGGAACAACAUGGCCAAUGACAAUUAGAAGAGGCAAUGGUGAAGUUCAUACGUUAACAGAAGAGAAACCAGGCAAAUGCUCAGACCCUCAUUUGCCUCCGUGUGCAGCAUUUGUAGAGAUCAUGGCUCCUGUCUUUUCUCGAGAUGCAUGGCGUUGUGUGUGGCAUAUGAUUCAGAAUGACUUGAUCCAUGGUUGGGGACUUGACUUUGCCCUUCAUAAAUGUGUUGAACCUGCUCAUGAGAAAAUUGGAGUUGUUGAUGCUCAAUGGAUUCUUCAUCAAAGUGUCCCUUCCCUUGGAAAUGAGGGGCAAGCAAAAGACGGGAAGGCUGCAUGGCGAGGGGUUAGAGAGAGAUGUGAAAAGGAAUGGUCAAUGUUUCAAUCUAGGGCGGAAAAUGCAGAGAAAGACUAUUACAUAUCAAAGGGAAUUGAUACUUCAAAUUUCACUUUCAAGUCAAAUGGAAUUGAUCCUUCUAAUUUCAUAUCUCAUUAAGUCUUUGGCAAUUUUCCCU